GUCGCAAGUUUCAGGCACUCCAAAACUGAAAUCCCAAGGGAUCAGUCAAGCAACAACCUCAUUUCUCCUCUCUCCCUCUCAACUUUAGUGCGGGGCUGCUGUCGGAAGAACCACCGUCGGCGAGCCAAGCACCACCGUCUGGCUCCAGUGGCUCCUUCUCCACCUUCCCUCGGUUCCGUUCGCACCGUCCGCUGCAGAAUCCACUGCUAGCUGCGGCAACCCGUCGCUGUCUCGUGCUCCGUCGCGAUUCCCUGGAAACGCCGCUGCCACCUGCUUCUUCGUCGUUCGAGCCCACUCUUCGCGAUCCCAAGGGAAGACCGCCGCAAGGAGUGGAGCUGGUCUUGCCAAGAUCGGAGAAACGCGCCGGAACCCUCCGCCACACCUUCGAGGAUCUUGAGAAAAUGGAUUCUGAAGGAAGUGAAAAGGAGACCGUGGUUACUCAGGUUAGCAUUGGUGGAUUUGACCGUGAGGUCAGAGCAAAUGAUCUUGUGGUAUUCUUGGAAGAGAAAAUUGGAAUGGUAGAUAGGUGUCGCUUGAAGACCUCUUGGACCCCUCCAGAGUCAUAUCCAGAUUUCAGCAUCAUUGAUACUACACGGGUUAAAAAAACUGAUGCCUAUCAGAAGGUGGAGCCCCAUGCCUUUGUGCAUUUCGCAAUGUCGGAAUAUGUAGCCGAGGCUCUUAAUGCUGCAGGUCGAGGUGAUCUAGUUUUGAAUAACUCGCCGUUGAAAGUUAGUUGUGGUCCUGAAAAUCCACACUUCUUAAGGCAGAGGAGGAGAAAGACAACUCCUUUUAAGAUGUGUGAUGUACUUGUUGAAAUUGGUACUUUAGUUAAACCUGAGGAAUUUGUAGUCGCUUGGAGAGGACCUAACAAAGGGGUAAACUUUCUAGUGGAUCCUUUUGAUAGCAUGUGCAAAGUUUGUUUCAAUAAGGACGUUGUAUUUGCAUUCAAAGGAAAAGAAACAAAAGCAGUCAUAAAGUGUGAUUUUCAGGUGGGAUUCUUGGUGAGAGACAUAAAUGAGAUAAAGCAAUAUAAGGAUAUGUCAUCUUUUGUUGUUUUAUUGCACCUUGCUUCAGCUCCUUGGGUUUGGUAUAGAACUGCAGAUGAUGACAUUGUAGAAUCUCCAAUUGAUUUGCUUGAUGACGAUGAUCCGUGGGCUAGGACCACUGAUUUUACACCAAGUGGGGCCAUUGGUCGAUGCAAUUUUUAUAGAAUUUCAAUACCACCACGCCACGGUGCAAAAUUGGUUAAGGCCAUGCAUUACUUGAGAGCUCAAAGAGUGCAAGAUAUUUCACUUAGGCGACCACCUAGGGUACUGGAUGAACUAGAUUUUGGUGUGUCCAUGUCAGAUCCUUUCUUCUGCAUUCAUUCACAGAAAGGUGUUGCUUUUGAUGUUAUAUUCUUGGUUAAUGCUGUCUUGCACAAAGGUAUAAUCAAUCAACACAGUUUGUCAGAUGAGUUUUUUGAAUUGCUGAGAAAUCAACCUAAGGAGGUCAAUGUGGCUGCGCUGAAACACUUAUGUUCAUACAAGCGUCCAGUGUUUGAUGCAGCUAAGAGGCUGAAACAAGUCCAAGAAUGGUUGCUCAGAAAUCCAAAACUUUAUCAGAACUCGAAACAGUUAGAUGAUGUUGUUGAGGUUAGAAGACUGGUCAUCACUCCAACUAAAGCCUACUGUAUACCACCAGAGGUUGAACUGUCCAACAGGGUUCUUAGAAACUACAAAGAACUUUCAGAUCGUUUCUUAAGGGUCACCUUUAUGGAUGAAGGCAUGCAAACAAUCAAUGCGAAUGCUCUUAACUAUUAUGUUGCUCCCAUAGUGAAGGAAAUCACUUCAAACUCCUUUCCGCAGAAGACACUAAUUUAUAGGAGGGUGAAGAAUAUCUUGGAAGAGGGGUUUCAUUUAUGUGGCCGAAAGUAUUCAUUUUUGGCUUUCUCUUCCAAUCAACUGCGGGAUCGUUCUGCUUGGUUUUUUGCUAAUGCAAGCAACGAAACUUGUGAUACCAUAAGAAAUUGGAUGGGAAAGUUCAAAAUACACAAUAUUGCAAAAUGUGCUGCUCGGAUGGGACAGUGUUUUUCAUCCACUUAUGCAACAGUUCAAGUUGCAGAUGGUGAGGUUAACUAUCGUUUGCCAGAUAUUGUAAGGAAUAACUAUGUUUUCUCCGAUGGCAUCGGUAUUAUUACUACUGAUCUGGCAGGGGAAGUUGCUGAAAAGUUGAAAUUGGACAGUGUGCCCUCUGCAUAUCAGAUCAGAUUUGCUGGUUUUAAAGGGGUAGUAGCCUCUUGGCCUGCCAAAGGGGAUGAGCAUCGGCUCUCUUUAAGGCCUAGUAUGGACAAGUUUUCUUCUAAUCAUAAGACCUUGGAGAUUUGUGCCUGGACUAGGUUUCAGCCUGGAUUUCUGAAUAGGCAGAUUAUAACAUUGCUUUCAGCAUUGGAUGUAUCAGAUGAAAUAUUUUGGCAAAUGCAGAAGGCAAUGAUUUCAAGGUUAAAUGAAAUGCUUGUGGAUGCCAAUGUGGCAUUUGAAGUUCUUACGAAAUCCUGUGCUGAGCAUGGAAAUGCUGCAGCAAUAAUGUUAAGUUGUGGCUUCAACCCCCAAAAUGAACCUCACCUUAGAGGUAUGUUGACUUCCACACGUGCUGCACAGUUAUGGGGACUCAGAGAAAAGUCUAGGAUUUUUGUAUCUUCUGGCCGGUGGUUGAUGGGUGUAUUAGAUGAGUUGGCUGUGCUUGAACAAGGGCAAUGCUUUGUUCAAGUGUCUACUCCCUCACUUGAGAAUUGUUUCUCAAAGCAUGGGUCAAGAUUUUCAGAGACAAAGAACCUUCACAUAGUGAAAGGUUUGGUGGUUAUAGCAAAAAAUCCUUGUCUUCACCCAGGUGAUGUAAGAGUUUUGGAGGCAGUUGAUGCUCCUGAAUUGCAUCAUUUACAUGAUUGUCUUGUGUUCCCUCAAAAAGGGGACAGACCUCAUACAAAUGAGGCUUCUGGAAGUGACCUUGAUGGGGAUCUUUAUUUUGCCACAUGGGAUGAAAAUCUUAUUCCACCUAGUAAGAGUAGCUGGAUACCUAUGGAUUAUACUGCACAAGAAAGCCAACGUACCAACCGUCAAGUCACUACUCGGGACAUUGUAGAUUUUUUUGUCAGAAACAUGGUCAAUGAGCAUUUGGGUACCAUAUGCAAUGCACAUGUUGUACACGCUGAUUGCAGCGAGUAUGGUGCCUUGGACGAGAAAUGCAUAAAACUGGCUGAGUUAGCAGCAACUGCGGUUGAUUUUCCAAAGACUGGGAAGAUUGUUGCGAUGCCACCUCAAUUGAAACCAAAAUUGUACCCUGAUUUUAUGGGCAAGGAGCCGCACCAAUCCUAUAAAUCCACAAAGAUCCUUGGCAGACUUUACAGGAGUAUCAAAGAUGCCUAUGAUAAAGAAAUCGAUGCACCUGAUUUGAACUAUCCAACAGAUGACAUACCUUACGAUACAGAUCUUGAGGUUCCAGGAUCUGCUGAUUUUAUUGCUGAUGCAUGGGAAAAGAAGUGCUCUUAUGAUGGUCAAUUGAGUGGACUUCUUGGUCAAUAUAAAGUGAAAAGAGAAGAAGAGGUUGUCACUGGGCAGAUCUGGUCUAUGCCAAAAUACAACAGUAGGAAGCAAGGGGAGCUGAAGGAGAGACUCAAACACUCAUAUAGUGCCCUGAAAAAAGAAUUCCGGAACAUGUUCGAGAAAUUGAAUUUGAACCCAGAUGCAGGAGAAUUAAGUGACGAAGAAAAGAAUCUGUUGUAUGAAAAGAAAGCUUCGGCGUGGUAUCAGGUGACAUAUCAUCCUGAGUGGGUAAAGAAGUCCCUUGAACUGCAAUUCAAGUCCCCAGAGAGCCAGGAGCCAGGUAGUUUGGGGAAUGUGGUGAUGCUGAGUUUCCCCUGGAUUGCUGUUGAUUACCUUGCUCGCAUGAAGAUAAGGCAUCGAAACUUUGGAAACUUCGACUCCACUAGGCCAGUUGAUUCCCUGGCAAAGUACCUAUCCGAAAGGUUAUAGUCUGGUUUUACUUGAUCCCGGCAAUAAGACCACUCUGCCACUUUGAAGUAUGUUGGUGAACAUGCGUUCACUGUGAACAAUAUGCAUGUGUUUCUUAAUAUUGUGUUUUUGUUUGGUGUUUCACUGAUCAGUUUAAGUUUCUUUGCUUUUGAGGCAAUUUGUAUGGAUUGCAUUUUGUACUGCUAGUCCUGUUGUGCAGGAUGUUAUGUAUAUAGACUGAAAGUGAGUUUGUGUAGAUUUCAAUAUGUGAAAUUGCAACUUGUAUUGGGGAAUCCUUUACAUUACACCAAGUUCAA
Messenger RNA from Arachis duranensis, 4306 nucleotides. Its product is annotated as RNA-dependent RNA polymerase 6. Bases 402 to 4010 code for a protein of 1202 amino acids. Gene Ontology annotation, molecular function: RNA-directed RNA polymerase activity. Gene Ontology annotation, cellular component: nuclear RNA-directed RNA polymerase complex. Gene Ontology annotation, biological process: siRNA processing. The record is from RefSeq and is a predicted model, not a curated record. Lineage: Eukaryota; Viridiplantae; Streptophyta; Magnoliopsida; Fabales; Fabaceae. The transcript is spliced from 3 exons.